GCGCCCGGCGGGCCGAUGGCGGCGGGCAGGCGGCGGGGGCUCGAGGCGAGCGGCCGGCCCCGGGCAUGGCCGGCGCCCUGCUGCUGCCGCUGCUGCUGCCGCUGCUGGCCUGCGCCUGGCUGGGUGCGAGCCAGGAGGCGCCUCGGACCCCCGACUGGCGGCUGACGCUGAAGACGAUCCGCAACGGGGUGCACAAGAUCGACGUGUACCUCAACGCCGCCCUCGACCUGCUGGGCGGCGAGGACGGGCUGUGCCACUACAAGUGCAGCGACGGAUCAAAGCCCUUUCCUCGCUACGGAUAUAAACCUUCACCACCAAAUGGCUGUGGAUCCCCUCUAUUUGGGGUUCAGUUUGACAUUGGGAUCCCUUCGAUGACAAAGUGCUGCAAUCACCACGACAGAUGUUACGAUACUUGUGGCAAUAAAAAAAAUGACUGUGAUGAGCAAUUUCAGUCCUGCCUCUCCAAAAUUUGCAGAGAUGUGCAGAAAACACUUGGAAUAUCAGAGAGCGUACAGGCUUGUGAAUCAACUGUCCAGCUGUUGUUUGAUGCAGUUAUACAUUUAGGAUGUAAGCCAUACCUGGACAGCCAGAGAGCUGCCUGUAUGUGUCGGUAUGAGGAUAAGACAGAUCUCUGAAAGAUAUGGACAUCUUACAGUUCAGAAUGAAGUAAAAGACUCAACUGGAAUGAAGCAAGACUUUGGCUAAAGCUUUACACUUUCCAGAAAGUAAUAUAUUAAAUGCGGAUGUGAAUAACUGGUUUGAAAGUUACUGUGAUAUUCUUCCUCGUGUUUAAAAAAAAGAAAAAAAAAAGUAUCAAGUCUUCGUUAUCUUUCCCUUUACACUAGAAGUGUGGAAACUGAAAUUAGAUUCCUUUGGUGGACAUACACUGAGGGUAUGCUAUUGUAAAACACCAGUGCUAUUUUAAAUUAAAACAAAAAUGCACAGUGAGGAAAUCAGAGGCACAGAAGAGUUGAAUUCUCAGGUGAUUUUUAAUGUAGGUCAAAUGUUAGGUUUCCUAGCAGUUGAUGCUUCUGAUAAGAUCUAUCAGGAAAGAGUGUUUUGUGUGAGUUAAUAUGGCAUCUUGCAUAGCCAAUACUUUCAUGCUUUUGGUACAACUGCCUUCAGUUCUUUCCGAUGUAUUCUGUCCUGUGGGUUUGUUUUAAAACAAAAUAAAACAAAAGAAAGCCCUAAGCAAGGGUAUAUAUCUGCACUAUAUAUUUCUACCUGAUUCUGUAUCAAACUUACUUUUGCAGCACUUUUCAGAUCAAGUAAGUUGAUCCUUCUAAGGCUUGACUGCUAAAAUGAACAGUUUGCAACCUAAGGAUAUACUUCUGAUUUGAGAAACUGCUGGAAUGUAUUUGUAAUGUUACAUAAUUUUAAAAACGAUUCAAGUGUUUAUUUUUCAAAUGAAACGUGUUGUGUAUUAUAUGCAUAGAAAGGAUAUAUUGUUCAAAGAGGUUGAUUUAUAUUUGUUUUGUGGCACCACUUGGUUACUGUGUUCAUCUUUGCUUUCAUUUAGUCAGUUCUGAUUGAAAACUAGAGGAAGGUUCCACGGAUAGGGUCAGCAUGUCCAAUAAACCUUUUUAUUUAAAAUGCCUGCUGUGACACUAGCAGAAAUUUGAGCUUGUAUUUCUGUCGUGUAUUCCCAUGACCUCUGUGAGGCUGACAAACAUCUGAGCCUUUAUUUCUGUCAUCGAUUUCUUCUGUGACGUCUCUAGCUGAAAUCAUCAGAUGUCUGUAUUAUAUGGGAUUUGUCCUCCGUCCUGAUCUUUUGUUGCUAAUCUCCAGUUGUCAGACCUCAGUUAACUUUUGCAUUAGAUCCUGUCCUGCUGCUCUGUUUUGCCUUAGAAAUCCACUGAAGACAACUGAAAAUCAAGAUACUGCAUCGGUGAAUGGGGAGCAGAGACUGUGUAGAAAGCCUAAAAUUUACCUGACUCGUGGAUUGUGAUUUCUCUCUGGAAGUGCUUUUAUAUGUUUUUGCUUUACCGAUUGUUUGUGGCGUUUUUGUUUUUCACUAGAGCUUACUGUACAUGAUGCAAUAUAAGUGCCUCAGAAUAAAGUUCCUGCUGAAGUUCUUUGGCCA
Molecule: messenger RNA, 2083 nt
Organism: Cygnus olor (mute swan)
Lineage: Eukaryota; Metazoa; Chordata; Aves; Anseriformes; Anatidae
Gene: PLA2G12A
Product: phospholipase A2 group XIIA
Exons: 4
Coding region: 66-635 (189 amino acids)
Biological process (GO): arachidonate secretion; phospholipid metabolic process; lipid catabolic process
Cellular component (GO): extracellular region
Molecular function (GO): calcium ion binding; A2-type glycerophospholipase activity
Source: RefSeq, a predicted model, not a curated record